Pogona vitticeps (central bearded dragon) is the source of this 1626-nucleotide messenger RNA. The record is from RefSeq and is a predicted model, not a curated record. Lineage: Eukaryota; Metazoa; Chordata; Lepidosauria; Squamata; Agamidae.
CAAAUCCACCAUGUCACAUCUGUAUAAACACCACCCUCAGACUUCUGGCUGAGAAUAAUAGGAUUUGUAGUUGCACACAUCUGGAAAGUGUCAGGCUGGGGAAUGCUCUCCUGAAGUGGUCCUUCCCCCUCCCCUUUAACCAGAUCCUUAUGACCUUUGAAGAUGUGGCUGUGUAUUUCACUGAAGAGGAGUGGGUUCUCUUGGAUCCAGGCCAGAAGGUCCUCUACCAGGAAGUCAUGAUGGAGAAUUAUAGGAUGUUUGUCUCUCUGGUUCAGGAGGUGCCCCCAGGAAUCAAUAUGGAGGAACAGGACUCAACCGCAGCUCACCAAGCGUGGCAGAGAACGGAGAGGGAGGAACAAGAUGGGCCUGUUGUCCUGCAUGGUGGUGCGGACAGAGAGAAGAGUCCGGCUCAGCCGGAACUUGGGCAAAAUCCAGCCGGCAGCUUAGAGGGGGAGUGGGAGGAUCAGUUCCUGUCCUUCCUGACGAUGGCGGUCUCCCUCCUCUCAGGACAGGCGCCCCCUCAACCCUCCCUGAAGUAUCGUGCGAUGGCCUUCCAGGCCUCUUCAAAGGGGAGCUCUGAUCUCCAGUGGUGGCCAAGGAGAGAAGCAUCAGGAAGUGGCAGCCACUUGCUUGAGCCCCAAGAGAACUUUAGGCCAGAACGAAUGGAGAGAACAAAUCCCAGCGGGGCUUCUCUGGGGAAAGAGAAAGGAAAGUGUUUUCGGAGCCCCAAAAUGGAGGAGGCGUGUGGAUUUCAGCCGGAGACCAGAAGCCUGCUGGACAGAGAGCCCAGUGUCGCUUUGCUUUGUGAGGAAGGUGUUGAAAGAGAACCUAGGUGGGCAUUUUUUGAGGAGCUCACGAGCAACAAGAGAGGAAAGCGGGACCAAGCGUGUGUGGGAAGAAUCCUCCCUCUGAGCCCUGAUCAGGCUGAGGAUCAGACAAUACCAACAGAAGGGCCCAAAACCUACUCGUGCUCUUACUGCGAGAAGUGUUUUGAAGAGAGUUCAGAUUUGGUCGCCCACGAGAGAGCCCACAUCAGGGAGAAGAUCUAUCAGUGCUCGGAUUGCGAGAAGCGCUUCUCUCACCUGAUCGACCUCCUGACACACAAGAAGAACCACCAGGGCGAGAAUCCGCACCGGUGCCCUUUGGAUUGUGGCCGGUGCCUCAGGCAGAGAGCUUCCUCCAUGAUAGACCAGAAGGCCCCUACCGGAGAGCAAGCUUGCCGGUGCCCUGCUUGUGGGGUAAGAUUCAGCUGGAAAUCGAACCUUAUUAGACACUGGAGAACGCACACAGGAGAAAAACCCCACCAGUGCUCUGAGUGUGGGAAAAGCUACACACGGAAAACAUCUCUUGAUAGACACAAGAAGAUCCACAUGCGGGAAAGGCCCUGCGUGGGUGACUCUCCGAGCAUGGGCCAAGCUUCAGUAGGGAUUGUUCUGAUAUGAGACCCUGGGAGGUGUGAAAUAGCCGAGGGCCAAUCUUUUGGGGGUUCAUGCCAGAAGAAGUUUCUCACUCACGGAUGAUGGUUUGUGAAACGUUCAGUGAAGCUGUUGUCUUGAUUGUGAACAGGUUUGCCCUGGUGUCAGGCCUCCACCCUCCAGAGUGGAUUUUGAUUUAAAUUACAGUGGU